ACAACACCACACACAAUCCUCCUUAACCGCCUACGCAUGCAAUGACCAUGCGAACACGUCAAUAUAUCAACCUCUUCGAUUCUUCUCUCUCACGCAGACGCUGAAUCAAAUUCCCACUUUUAUUCUUUGGCGCCCUUCCUUCCACGCCACCAUUCUCUUUCCUACAAUUCUCUCUCAUCUUCUUCCUCUUUCCCAUUUCCAGAAAAUUUCUACUCAAACUCCAAAUUUCCAGAUUACUGAUUUCAAUCAACAUUUCAAAACACGAAAUUAUUUCAGAAUUUCUUCGAAAUUUUCGAUGGGAGGUGCGAGGAACACUUUACCAACACGAUUAGGUGCUGUUGCGGCGACGAAUAGAGUUGAAUUUGAUGAAAAUGUUGAUCAAUCGAUGUUAGGAUUAGGAAAUGAUGAAGAUUCCAGAAUCAAAACCCUAGCUGAUUUCAAUAUAGGUUUUGGUGAGCGUGCGAUUUCCGCCGCUUCCGCCGCCGUCAUCUCCGCUCUCAUCGUUAAUCCUCUUGACGUUGCCAAGACAAGGUUACAAGCACAGGCUGCUGGCGUCCCUUAUCAAAAUCAAUGUGAUCCAGCAUGUUACACUGAAACAAAUACGAUGCUUCAAAACCCCAGAUCUACACAGCCACACAAUGAUAUAACUCGUGCUGAUGGAUCAACAUGCUCUCGUGAAUGUUCUCGAUAUAAAGGAACUUAUGAUGUUUUCUUCAAAGUCACACGCCAGGAAGGAUUCUCUAGAUUGUGGAGAGGUACAAAUGCUAGCUUAGCACUGGCCAUUCCCACUGUGGGAAUCUACUUACCUUGUUAUGACAUGCUGAGGAAUUUUCUAGAGGAGCUUACUGAGCAGUAUGCUUCCAGUUUGAGUCCAUAUUCUCCUUUAGUAGCUGGAUCUGCUGCUCGCACGUUGGCAUGUAUUACUUGUUACCCCAUAGAACUGGCCCGGACACGUAUGCAGGCAUUUACGGAUCCUCGAGCUGGUGUCAAUCCUCCAGGAGUUUGGAAAACUCUGACUGGGGCCGUAUCCCCUGCCAGAAGUGCGAAUCAUUUGCAAAACUUACAAAAUUAUCGUGUUUUGUGGACGGGUCUUGGAGCUCAACUUGCUCGUGAUGUUCCUUUCUCUGCCAUUUGCUGGGGAACACUUGAACCUAUCAGAAGAAGAAUUCUCAGUUUGACUGGUGAUGAAAUGAAUGCGACGAGUGUUUUAGGUGCAAAUUUUGCUGGCGGAUUCAUUGCAGGUGCCCUUGCUGCAGCUGCCACAUGCCCUCUAGAUGUUGCAAGAACUCGGAGGCAAAUAGAGAAAGAUCCAGCUAGACAGAGGAGGAUGACAACAAGGCAUACAUUGAUGGAGAUAUGGAGGGAUGGAGGCUGGAAAGGGCUAUUCACAGGAAUUAGUCCUCGGGUUGCCCGUGCUGGUCCUUCAGUUGGGAUUGUAGUUUCAUCCUAUGAGCUUAUGAAAUAUGCCUUAUAUCGUAGGCACUUGAAUGGUGAAUGAUCUGAGUACACACUAUAUGCUUCUAUCUGGGUCCAUGCCAACCAAAACCUUUAUAAGACAUGCCACACUGAUGGUUGAAGUGGUUUGUAUAGUGCCGGCAGGCACUCUUUGACCUCACAGACGCCUACAUUGUUCACUGCAAUUUUUUUUAUAGGCAUUCUUUUACCUCACAGACGCCUACAUUGUUCACUGCAAUUUUAUUUUAUUUAUUCAUUAUUUUUUUUUUUAUGGAAAGAUUAGAAACUAUUCUUUUAUUCAUCAACACGACGAUACCAAGCUUGUAAAAAUUGAGUUUUGUCAUUCAAAUUUAAGCAGAAAAACUAAAAGUGUUGUGAAUAAGAAAAAGAUACUGUAGCACUAAAGCUGUAAUGAUACAAUUGGUUGAUAUCGAAUAUCGAUUUUAUAAGAA
Molecule: messenger RNA, 1907 nt
Organism: Chenopodium quinoa (quinoa)
Lineage: Eukaryota; Viridiplantae; Streptophyta; Magnoliopsida; Caryophyllales; Amaranthaceae
Product: mitochondrial carrier protein MTM1-like
Exons: 10
Coding region: 296-1498 (400 amino acids)
Biological process (GO): mitochondrial transmembrane transport
Source: RefSeq, a predicted model, not a curated record